Molecule: messenger RNA, 1290 nt
Organism: Colletotrichum truncatum
Lineage: Eukaryota; Fungi; Ascomycota; Sordariomycetes; Glomerellales; Glomerellaceae
Source: RefSeq, a predicted model, not a curated record
AUGAGCAACCCCGCCGCAGGUCCUAUUGGAGCGGUCCCGCCGCCUCCCGGGGAGACGCCCAACUUUACAAACCCCCGAGACGUCCUGCAUACGCUUCACAUCGCCUACAUGAUCACUGUGCAAGUUAUAAUCAUUGUGUUCUUCGUGGUUCGAGUUUACGUCAAGCUUUUGGCUGCUGGAAGGUUUCGGUUGGAAGACUGUUGGUGUCCUCGGGGCCAGUUCUUUACGGUACUCCUAAAUGGAAGUGUGUUUUUCAAGAUCCGACUCGGAGAGGGAUACCAUAUUUGGGAAAUCACUGCAGACAACUUCAUAGAACUACAAAAGUGGCUCUAUGUCAGCUCUCUUUUAUACACCCCCGCCGCCUUCUUCACCAAGGCAGCAAUUCUUCUCCUUAUAGUGCGCGUCUUCUCCGUCGACCGCGUUGUCGCCCGCACCCUUCAUGUCCUGCUAGGCUUCUUCCUCGUCUGCUACAUUCCUGCUCAGGUUGCAAAGACAGCUGUCUGUAUCCCGGUUGAAGCCUUUUGGGAUCCGACGAUACGAGAUUUCAAGUGCAUUAACCAGACCAAGCUCUUUAUAUACGACACCGCAUUGGGCAUUGUAUCAGACCUGGCCGUUCUGCUCGUGCCCACCGUCCUUACAUGGACUUUACGCAUGUCGCUUUUAAAAAAGGUCAAGAUCGUGGGCUUGCUAGGAACCGGCGGCGUCGCGGUCGGUAUCACGGCCUAUCGAAUGCAUCUCGUACUCAAGUUUGAGGAUACGGUUGACCCGACAGUGGAUUUUGUCCCGCUUGAUUGGACUGUCACCGGAGAACUUGCCAUUGGACUCGUGUGCGCUUGCUUCCCUUCUAUAAAUUACCUGCUCGAACAGCGCUCUGCAAAUAGAUCACUACCCAGCACCACGCAGACAUCCACAAGAUCCAGAUGGAGGAGUACAUCGAAAAAGUACUUUGGCACACUAUCAUCCUGCUGCUCAAGGUUGACAGGCGCAAAUAAAAGUCAGGGGGCCUGGCUACGGAGCACCACCGCCACCAAUAGGAUGUUGGAGCCGUCGGAAUCGACACGCAGGCUCGCCGACGGCACGCCGAGCGCCACACCCGAGACAGAGAGGAGCGAGCCGAGACGAGAGGAUUACGAUAUCGAGCUCGCGGUGCUUUCGCGCCGUCCAACGCACCCUUUUGAUGCACCGGGCCCUUCGAGGAACCUACUGGAUGGUGAUGCAGGUGGUGGGUGGCUUGCUCCGCUGCCGACGCUUAGGCCACUACCGGAUGUUGGGCGAGAGCAUCCAGGGUGA